Molecule: messenger RNA, 2525 nt
Organism: Rhipicephalus microplus (southern cattle tick)
Lineage: Eukaryota; Metazoa; Arthropoda; Arachnida; Ixodida; Ixodidae
Product: transmembrane channel-like protein 6
Cellular component (GO): plasma membrane
Molecular function (GO): mechanosensitive monoatomic ion channel activity
Source: RefSeq, a predicted model, not a curated record
AUGAACGGCACCGAAGAUGACCGGUCUCUGGAAGACGCGGACGGCCGAGCUUCUGAUGCAGUGGAGAGUGGUGAGGAGGACGAGCACGGCUACGUCCACCCAGCUCGACUCAAUGGCGCCGAGGUGCGGCGGCCGAGCGUACCCUACCACACCCGCAACCUCAUCAGGCAGCUGCCAUCUAGGAAUCUGGAUGACCUGAGCCCUGUAGAGCCCGAUGCCGUAGUCUCCGAGAAACCUCAAGGCGACAAGGUGCCACCGACGACUGCACCCUCUGACGUCGGGAGCAGCAGGCAGCGUGAUAACUGGCGCUACCUGACACUCCGCGUGCGUGCAGCCACAGCAAACAAUGCCAAUGACAUGAAUGCUGAUGACCUGUUCAACAUUCUGCGAGCCGACAGCAACUUCUCGGAGGCCGUUGCACUGGCUACGCUACGCAAUUCUAAACAGAGCCUGACACUGAAGCGCUCAGUCAAGCGCCGCCUGACGUCGUCGAGGGCCGACCACGCCAGCGCCGCUCAGCGCAGCGUCUCAUGGUGGCGGAGGACCAAGUUCUCAUUUGCAAUGGCGAUGCAGCGGCUCAAGCGUGGCCUGCUGGACGCACUUUCUCACGUGGACCUGUGGCACAGCCACCUCAAGGACAUCCAGGGCAACUUUGGCUCCGGGGUGGCCUCAUACUUUCUCUUCCUACGUCGUCUGCUCGCGCUCAACUUCUGCAUGGGUGCCCUGCUGGUGGGUUUUGUAAUAGUGCCUCAGCUGAUCUACUCGCGGUCCCCGUCACCUGUGCGGUCAGAUGUCUCCAACAUUUUUGGUUAUAAGGACCCAUUCAUCAACAUCUUCACAGGAGCUGGCCUGUUUGCGGACACGGUCAUGUACUACGGCCACUACUGCAACGUCACAGUACGGUGGCCUCAAGGCAACCCCCUGACGUACAACUUGCCGCUGGCAUACUUUUUCACCGUGGCUGUCUGCCUGUUCGCCUGCCUAGUCACCCUGGCUUACAGCCUCACCCGGUCGUACAAGCAGAACUACAUUGAGACGUCAAUAGGCGUGAAGGAUGUGUACUGUGCCAAAGUGUUCUCAGCCUGGGACUUCAGCAUAGCGUCUCGCGAGGCGGCCAUGCUCAAGUCACGCAGCAUCUACAACGAACUCAAGGAGCUGUUGUCAAUGGAACGGCGAGCUGUCGAGGCACCGCCCACAUGGGGGAUCAGGAUAGGCAAGUUCCUGGCCCGUGUCACGAUCAACCUGGUAAUCAUCGCCAUCAUGGUGGGGUCCGGCGCACUCGUGUACCACCUGCUGUCCAAGAAAUCUCUCGAGACUGAUGUUCCUGUGCUGGGCGAGAUGACGGUGUCCCUGACGGUGGGCACGCUGUGCUUUGUGCUGCCCACUCUAUUCUUGGCCCUGUCUCGGCUGGAGUUCAUCGAGCGGGUCCAGACCAGGCUGUACCUCAACCUGACCAGGGUGACCCUGGCCAAAAUGGUUCUCCUGGGUGUGCUCAUGUACUUCUGGCUGGCCUCCAAACAGCGCGAGGACAAGUGCUGGGAGAGUCGGCUCGGCCAGGAGCUGUACCGGCUUCUGGUGGUGGACACUGCAUUCGUCCUGCUGCUGACAACUGGUGUGGGCGAGUCCCUGCGCUCAGUCGUCUACAAGCACAUAACGCCACGCGUUGGGCCCCCCGAGCUGGACAUCGCGCACAACACCCUGGAUCUCAUCUACACCCAGACACUCGUCUGGGCGGGCAUGUUCUACUGCCCGCUGCUCCCCUUGGUGGGCUGUGUCAAGCUGGUGCUGACAUUCUACGUCAAGCGGGUGAGCGUCAUGUGCACGCAGCCAUCGGUGCGGCCCUGGCGAGCUGUGCACGCCCAGACCGUCUUCCUGGCUCUCACCUUCCUCAGCUUUGUGCUGGCCACGGGCGCCCUGGGAUACUCCCUGCUCAGCAUCCAACCGUCGAAGGUGUGUGGUCCGUUCAAAGGGCUGGAGACGACAUACACAGCCUUCCUGGCCCUGUUUGACCUUGAAGGGUGGUCCACUGCGGAGCAGACGGAGACCAGCCGUGUGUUCCAGUACCUGCUAUCUCCCUUCUCUUUCUUCCUCGGCAUUGUGCUGCUCAGCCUGGGUGUUUACUACAUGCGAGCCCUGGCCCGUGCCCAUGCCGAGAUGGUGUCUCUGCUCCGUGAGCAGCUCAUUAUGGAAGGGAAGGAUAAGGUGUUUCUGCUACAGCUCUUUGAAAAAGCAAUGGAGCAGAAGAUGGCUGCUCUAAAGUUUGGCACUGCACGGAAACGUCAGGGUGCCAGCGGUGACCUGACACCCUUAGACACUUUGCGACGACGUACAGGCGGCGGAGGAAGCGUAGCCGGGGGCAGCUCAACCGAGGGUUCCCCCCAGCGUACUUUUGGCAGCCUGCCCCGACCCCAGCAUCAGCAAGGCUUCCAGUACCUUUCCAAAUAGCAGACACCGAGGCCACCACUAAUGCCGUUGGGCCAAAGAAUUUAUCGUGUGAAAUAAACUUAUUACGUUAUGGUUGUGCA